GCAUACAAAAGAAAUAGGCCUAAUUCAUUUCCUGGCCCCCUGUUUUAUUAGUAAUUUAGUAUCUAUGCAAGUGUGUGCAUUUUCCAGAUACAGGGGUUUUUAGUUUCAAGGUUAUGAUCACAACAUUUUUCUAACUCUCUGCUGACGUUCAGGAAAACCACAAAAGGAUGUUGCUAUGCAAAUUACUAUUUUUCUACCUGUUAUAUACAUGUAAAUUACACAGACACUAUUUCCUUGUAUGAGCUGACAUUUCAGAAGUAGUUUGUUGAAAAAGUGGUUUAGAAGAAACGUAUUCUUAUAUUGGAUUGCAGAGACUUUUUGCAGAACAUCUUCCUUAAAAGCAAUAUGUCUCAGUGGAAUCAGGUUCAACGUUUGGAGCAAAGAUUUUUGGAACAGGUUGACCAAUUUUAUGAUGACACAUUUCCAAUGGAAGUACGACACUUACUGGCAUCAUGGAUAGAGGGACAGGAUUGGGAUGCUGCCUCCAAUAGUGAUUCACUGGCCACAGUUCUUCUGCACAACUUGAUGAUACAGAUUGAGGAGGAGUUGAAUCGUGUUUCACAGGAGAAAAACUUGUUGUUAAGACACAAUCUGAAAAGAAUAAAACAACAUCUUUUGGGAAAGUACCACGGUAAUCCAAUGCAUAUGGCUAUGAUUGUUUCAAACUGCUUGCGAGAAGAGAGAAGAAUUCUGGCAGCAGCUAGUAUGCCUAUUCAGGGUCCAUUUGAGAAGUCUUUGCAGACCAAUUUGAUUUCAGAAAGACAGAGAGUUCUAGAAAAUAAAGUGGCAGCCAUCAAGAACAGUGCACAGGUGACAGAACAAGAUGUGAAGUACUUGGAGGACUUGCAAGAUGAAUUUGAUUUCCGUUUCAAAACAAUACAGAGUAAAGAUACCACAGAUAAACAUAAUAUCCUCAUAGAACAAGAAUGUUAUAAACUACAAGAAAUGCUCAAUGCUUUGGAUCAAAAGAGAAAGGAAGCACUUCGCAAAAUGUCACAGAUAAUUGAUGAAAUUGAUACUUUGAUGGGUAAAAGUCUGACUGAAGAACUAAAGAAUUGGAAGAGACGUCAGCAGAUUGCAUGUAUUGGAGGACCACUGCAUGGCAGUCUUGACCAGAUUCAGAACUGGUUCACUCUUCUAGCAGAAAGUUUAUUUCAGCUACGAAGACAAAUACAGAAGCUGGAUGAACUUUGGACGAAAGUUACCUAUGAAGGGGAUCCAAUCCCACUUCAGAAACAGUAUUUAUUGGAUCGUGUUAUUUGCCUAAUUCUGAGUGUCUUCCAAAGUUCUUUUAUAGUGGAGAGACAACCGUGCAUGCCAACACACCCACAGCGGCCGCUGGUUCUUAAAACUGAAAUACAGUUCACUGUUAAAUUGAGGCUCCUAGUAAAACUGCCAGAGCUGAAUUACCAGUUACGUGUUAAAGCAACUAUUGACAAGGAUCCAUCAUUUAAUUUAAGUAAUAGAAGAUUUGUUCUUUUUGGAACACCUGUCAAAGUUAUGAGCAUCGAAGACUCUGCCAAUGGAAGUCUCUCAGUUGAAAUGAGGCAUUUGAAGCCAAAAGAAAGUAAAUCAAAUUCUGGAAAUAAAGGCCAUGAGGGCGUUCACAUGGUGACAGAAGAACUGCAUUCGAUAAGCUUUGAAACCCAAGUGUGUCUAUAUGGACUGGCCAUCGACCUUGAAACCAGCUCAUUGCCUGUGGUGAUGAUUUCCAAUGUAAGCCAAUUGCCUAGUGCAUGGGCUUCUGUCAUUUGGUACAAUCUAUUUUCCUCUGAACCUCAGAAUCAUGCAUUCUUUGCUAACCCACCUACAGCCAGUUUAAAUCAGCUUCUGGAAGUACUAAGCUGGCAGUUCUCUUCUUAUGUUGGUCGGGGAUUGAAUUCAGAGCAACUUAAUAUGCUUGGUGAUAAGCUUAUUGGUGUACCAGUAAACCAGGGAGACAAUCACAUCUCAUGGGUCAAAUUUUGUAAGGAGCAUUUGCCUGGAAAGCCUUUUUCAUUUUGGGCAUGGAUUGAAGGCAUUCUAGAGUUGAUCAAGAAAUAUCUUCUGUCAAUUUGGAUUGAUGGUUGCAUCAUGGGAUUUGUAAGCAAGGAGAAGGAACGAGCCCUUUUGAAGGAUAAGAUACCUGGAACUUUUCUCCUGCGGUUUAGUGAAAGUCAUCUUGGAAGCAUUACAUUUACUUGGGUGGAUCUGUCAGACACUGGUGAAGUUAGGUUCCAUUCAGUAGAACCAUACAAUAAAGGCCGACUGAAUGCUCUUCCUUUUCCUGACAUACUUCGUACAUACAAAGUUAUAGAGGCAGAAAAUGCUCCUGAAAACCCUCUGCUCUAUUUGUACCCAGAUGUUCCUAAAGAUAAAGCAUUUGGAAAGCAUUACAAUAGUCAUCAAAAUGAAGUUUCUCAACCAACAGAAAACGUCAAGGGUUAUGUUCCAUCAGUCUUUAUUCCAAUGUCUAAACUCCCGACCAAUGGUUCUUCAUCUCCUUCUCCCAUGGAUCUUCCCAUGUCUCCAAGUAUAUUCGCUGCUCUACGAGAGCAGUUGACAUACACUGAAAUUGAAAAUGAUGCAUGAGCACAAAAAGAAAAAGCUACCUGUGGAGAACAAGAGGAGAAUCGUGGAAGAUUCUUGGGGCCAAAUCUUCACGCUUUCUGCAAAGAAAAGAUGUUGAAUAUGUGAUUGGUCCACAAGUGGCGAGCAGAGUAUGGUAAACUGCUUGAACAAGUGGAAAAGGGAAAUGCUAAAAAACACAAGUGUGGAUCAGGUCAGCAACCAUUAUUUUAUUAAUGGGCACUAGUGAUCUGGCACAGAGAGGGGAAGGAAGAGGGAUAGGAGACGGACCUUUUCUCCUCUUUUGAUGCAUCUGCGUGCCUGUUAGGAGAAGCGCUGCCAGAGCCUGCACUGGGAAAGGAUGGGGGUGUAGGGGGAGUGGAACGGAAGCAGGCUACGAGACUUGGGAGAGAUGUGCUGCCUGAGCUCAGUAAGUCUUAGGUAAAGUCAUUUUUUUAAAAAAACCACAUAUACUACUGCAAUCUUUCUAUUGUAUAUUUGCUAAAAAAAAGUAUUUAGAAAGGAUAUAUUGAAUGUAAAAAUUUUGUGUUACAUUUCCUUUAAGAAGAUCCACACCAUUGUUUAGGCUGGAAGAUGCUUAAGUUAUUAAGCGAGCACUUGCAUUCAAGUCCUUUAUUGAUGAUAUUAAAUUCUCUAAAUACAAUCUUUCCAACAUGAUUGCUAUGGAUGAAACUGCAGUGUUUAUGGGCCAAUCAUCUCAAACAACAAUUGAACAGCGGGGGUGCCUCCUCAGUGUACAUUCCCUCCACUGCUUACGAAAGUGCAUGCGUUACCUGUAUUUUGGCAAUUCGUCUGGAUGGCACUAAAAUCACACCUCUAAUCAUUUCUAAGGGCAAGAAGGAAAAGAUUGAAUGUGUUUUGGGAAUUUUUGUUCUUGAAACUGAAAAAGCCUGGGCCACACAAGCAGUUAUAAGAAAGUGGGUCGAUUUAAUGCUGCCACUUGUUAUGCGAGGGGGCCAAAGAGGUCUGCUAGUCUGGGAUGCAACCAGCACUCACUGUGCUAAAGAUAUGAAGUCAUUUCUUCGUGAAAGAAAAUUAGAUCAAGUAAUGAUUCCUGCAGGAAUGACGGCCUAUCUCCAGACUCUUGAUAUUGCAAUAAACAAGCCAUUGCGCAUGGAAAUUAAUGACUACAUUGAAAAGAGAAUGGAGAGAAAUCAGCGUGGAAACUUUGUGAAGCCUAAACUGCAAGAGAUUGUGACUUGGGUGAAGAAUUCAUGGGAGAAAAUCACUGACAGUUGCAUUUUGCUAGCUAACUUGAUAAGAAGUACUCAUUUAAGGACAGUGCUAUUGCUAAACAUUAGAGAUUUCGUCCACUGAUUCUGAAAGAAAUGGAGUCACAACUAACUGACCUGGAACUUCAGGGUGUGGAUUGUUAUGAUGAGGUUCCAGAAGAUGAUGACUUGAUUGUCUUUGAAUAAAUGUGUAAAUGUACCAUACCGUAGAUUGUUGUACAUGGAAACAAUGGCAGCGUAGUAACAAGAAAUUGGAUCCACAGUUUGUCUGGUUAUGCUGGUUUGUGAUGACAACUACCGUUAUUACUGUAC
This is a messenger RNA of Xenopus tropicalis (tropical clawed frog), 4112 nucleotides long. It is a transcript of the gene stat4, whose product is annotated as signal transducer and activator of transcription 4. Gene Ontology annotation, biological process: signal transduction; regulation of DNA-templated transcription. The coding region runs from base 346 to 2571 and encodes 741 amino acids. Gene Ontology annotation, cellular component: cytoplasm; nucleus. The transcript has 24 exons. Gene Ontology annotation, molecular function: DNA-binding transcription factor activity; DNA binding. NCBI's taxonomy places the organism in Eukaryota, Metazoa, Chordata, Amphibia, Anura, Pipidae. The record is from RefSeq and is a predicted model, not a curated record.